AUGGAUACAAUAUUAAUGGGAAGUAAUGGGCAAUAUGCCUAUAAAAAGACUCAUUCUCCAAGUAGGACUGCGGUGCUCGGAUUCUGCUUAUUACCGUUGUAUCCUGGGAGACAGCCGCUCGAACUGAACCUCCAGCACCUACGUUUCUUGGAACUAAUAUUUGGUUUGUUUUCAGAAAUGGCAACUGAAUCGAACAACAUGGAUGUGACCCAAAAUGUUCCCGCUGGAAAUCAGGUUGUGGGUUCUAAUGUGGCUCAAGGGCCAAGCUCUAUUGUGGCUCAAAUUGUGGCUAGAAUGCCAAGUCAUGUUGUGAGCCAAACUGGUCAAAAUGUAACUGUUCCACUUAAUGAGGGCGAGGGAGAUGUGCAAGCAUUAAGUGCUCUUGAUGCUUGGAAGCAUUCGGACUUUCUGUGCCGAAAUUAUAUCAUGAAUAGCCUAGCAGAUGCGCUGUACAAUGUGUAUAGCACCAUGAAAACUGCUGAGGAAUUGUGGGAGUCCUUGGACCAGAAAUACAAAACUGAGGAUGCCGGGGCUAAAAAGUUUAUACUAGUGGAUCUUCCUCCAGGAAGCAAACCAUUAGGCUACAAAUGGAUUUUCAAAAGGAAAAUGAAAGCAAACGGAACUAUCGAGAAGUAUAAGGCCAGAUUAGUAAUUAAAGGCUACAAACAAUGGGAAGGCCUUGAUUACAUUGAUACGUAUUCUCCAGUGACUAAAAUAACAUCUAUUAGGAUGAUACUUGCAAUUGCCGCUUUGCUAAAUCUUGAAAGGAGAAAGUAUCUCUCAAGUAGAAUACUCGAGAGUUAUCGGAAGUCUAAUUUACUUAAUGAGUUGUAUUAUACCAGACAUAGCCUACACAAUAUCCAGCAGUCAUUGAAGGAUAUAGUAAUGCUAAUUGGAUAUCUAAAAGACUUAAAAUCCACCAGUAGAUAUGUGUUCACAUUGGGUGGUGCUGCCAUAUCAUGGAAAUCCUCCAAGCAAACGCAAUCUAAUACACUCGAAAAUCUCAUCUACAUUCCUGCAUACACAGUUUCUUCUUUUCUGCAUGCCCUAUCUAGUAAGGUCUUGUGGUGA
Messenger RNA from Olea europaea var. sylvestris, 1071 nucleotides. RefSeq lists its product as uncharacterized. The transcript has 8 exons. The record is from RefSeq and is a predicted model, not a curated record. NCBI's taxonomy places the organism in Eukaryota, Viridiplantae, Streptophyta, Magnoliopsida, Lamiales, Oleaceae. The coding region runs from base 1 to 1071 and encodes 356 amino acids.